AUGACUGGUUUAAGCUACUACAUACCAACGACGGCUGAAUGGUGUGGCUCCAGGCGAUUUCAGGCUUCAGCUCAAUGUACUCAUAAACAAUGCUUCUGCAUGGACCAGGAAAUAUUUGGCCAGAUCGCUAGAAUCACGGAUCACCUCUACCUAAGUAGCCUUCAGGCUCUCACACCAAACCGUCUGCGCCAACUGGGAGUAACACAGCUGAUAUCCGUCAUGGCAGACCCAAUUCCAAGCGAGGUUACAGCCCAAGUUGAAAGGCAUACGCAGAUCCCCGUGGAGGAUAUCGACUAUUCCAACCUUCGGAGGCAUUUCGACGAGGUGGCGGAUCGGAUUGCUCGUGAAGCGCGUCGUGGGGGCAAAACGGCAGUGCAUUGCAUGGCUGGAGUUUCGCGUUCGGCUACAAUGGUACUAGCUUACCUAGUGAAGCACCAGGGGAUGAGCCUCUUUGAGGCCUACAAGUAUGUCCUCUCGAUUAGGCCGUGCAUUCAUCCAAACAUCGGUUUUUGGAGGCAACUGAUAGCCUAUGAAGAAGCUCACCGUGGCUAUAGAUCUAUGCGAAUUGCCAACGACGGUGUUUCUCACUCAACUACUUAUCCAGCAUCCUCAGACGGAGUGGACUGGAUUUAUCCCGCCACCAAACACCGGUCUCGAGGUCGGAAAUAUUGGAGCACCAAUUAG
Echinococcus granulosus is the source of this 684-nucleotide messenger RNA. Its product is annotated as Dual specificity protein phosphatase. Gene Ontology annotation, cellular component: cytoplasm. NCBI's taxonomy places the organism in Eukaryota, Metazoa, Platyhelminthes, Cestoda, Cyclophyllidea, Taeniidae. The record is from RefSeq and is a predicted model, not a curated record. The transcript has a single exon. The coding region runs from base 1 to 684 and encodes 227 amino acids. Gene Ontology annotation, molecular function: protein tyrosine/serine/threonine phosphatase activity. Gene Ontology annotation, biological process: protein dephosphorylation.